Messenger RNA from Megalops cyprinoides (Indo-Pacific tarpon), 1914 nucleotides. Its product is annotated as protein FAM122A-like. NCBI's taxonomy places the organism in Eukaryota, Metazoa, Chordata, Actinopteri, Elopiformes, Megalopidae. The transcript is spliced from 10 exons. The coding region runs from base 953 to 1795 and encodes 280 amino acids. Gene Ontology annotation, molecular function: protein serine/threonine phosphatase inhibitor activity. The record is from RefSeq and is a predicted model, not a curated record.
CGGAGUGGUAAACAGAACAUUGAAAUCAGUGCCUCAAUAAGACAAUUAGCUAGAUAUUUCAUUUGAUUACCAGCUGUAAUUCACAAGACAAAUAUAGAUGUCUUGGACAUCGGACUAACCUAGAAAUUACUGAGGGUUGCUGAUCUGUGAGAGAUUUCGUUACAUCGUUAGACUACCUUGUUAGCCAACAGUAGCAAGCUAGCUAAAUUAUUUCUGAGGCUUAUCAAUAGCUAGCUAGCUAGUUAGCUAGCUAGCUGGCUGGCUACUGUAGCUGGACUAUCCAAGAGCUACAGAUGAAUCAGGUUGCGCCCAGUCUCACUUUUCAACGGCUUAAGCAACGUACUUUGCUAGCUCGUGUUUUCUGUUUGGAGAGUUGCUGAAAUUAACCUCGCUACCGCACACACAUUCUGAUCAUGCAUUUUGGUUGUUAGCUAUGUCUUUAGUGGUGCGUGGGCCAUCCUUUUCAGGAAAAGCAUAGCUGGAGUUAGCUAGCUGGCCGGCUAUUGUUUGAGUAGCUACCGCAAUUUACUGUAGCCAAAGCCAUAUACCGUCAAAACAGAGAAACGCUUGUUUGGUAGAGAGGGAUUUUUUAGCUGUAUUGAUAUUCGAACGAGAUGAUCCCCGACGAGACUUUGAAAGAAUCACUCUAGUUAGAUACAGAAAACAAUUGGAUAAGAAUGGACUCUUAUUUUCGCUUUACAGUUGGUUAACUACAGCUGGAGUUGGGAACAAAUACCUGCAAUUUAACGUUAUCCUUCCGUCGGUCAUUCAUGCGCAGAAAUAUAACGUGUGUAGCUACAUGGAGGGAUGGAGGUCUGGGUCUACAUCAAUCUGUCCGGUAACUUUGAAUUUGUCUGCCGCUGACUUGCUAUGAAGACGACUAGCAAGCUUGCAGUGUCGCAGAAAUAAAAGUAGUCUCGCUAAAAAGUUUGCACAUGUGACCACAACCACAAUGAAUAACUCUGGAGUCAUGCAGCAAGAGACGAUGGAGCUGGACCUCGAGAUACCAUCGUCACUGGGUCAAAGCGACGGGUGCUUGAGACGAUCCAACAGCGCACCGAUGAUAAACGGCUUAAGUGACAACACGCAGGUGUUUCAGAGGGAGGUCAUCCUCGGUCGCAGAAACAGCACGACCAUUGUGAACCGUCCCGGCCUGGUCCCUUCAUCUCCCAUCCGAGUCCCCAGCACCAGACUCCACCAGAUAAAACAGGAAGAGGGUGUUGAUGUGAUGAACAGAGAGACCGCCCAUGAACGGGAGGUACAAGCAGCAAUGCAGAUGAGUCAUUCAUGGGAGGAGAGUCUCAGUUUGAGUGAUAACGACUUCGACAAGUCUUCGUCGUCUUCCCCGAAACGGAUCGACUUCGUGCCGGUGUCCCCGGCUCCGUCCCCGACCAGAGGACUGGGGAAAAAGCAAUGCUUCUCUCCCUCCCUACAAAUUCCGGUCAGCAGCAACGGGCUAUCCCCCAGCCCCGUUCCCAGUCCUACCCGCCGUUUCAGUCGGAGGAGUCAGAGUCCCAUAAACUGCAUCAGGCCGAGCAUUCUGGGGCCCAUCAAGAGGAAAGGUGAUAUGGAGCCAGAGAGCCAACCCAAGAGACUCUUCCAGGGCACUGCCAGCAUGCUGUCCCCUGAAGUGACCCACCUGUCAGACCUCAGCCCCUGUCUGACCCCAGACCUGCUGGAUGGAAGCCUCAGCAGUGUCGGCUCUUCUUCUGGGUCCCCGGCCAAGAUGGAGGGCGUGUCUUCCUCCCCCGGGACCUCGCCCUUCACCCCUCUCCAGGACCUUUCCCCAAAGUGACACAGAGGUGCAGUAAAGGAGAGGGGGAAUGAGGCUUCUGGGAUUCUGUCUCACUGUUCCACUUUGGAACUGUGUUUGCAUUGGUUUGCAGAUUGGACAAUAGGCGAUUAAUCAGAGGA